Messenger RNA from Cladocopium goreaui, 2667 nucleotides. Lineage: Eukaryota; Dinophyceae; Suessiales; Symbiodiniaceae. The record is from the annotation of a GenBank genome assembly.
AUGUUGGCCUCCAAUCCCAGCUAUGUGAUCUAUGCCUUCAAGGAGGGCUCCAUUCGGGUGAUCAACCAGAGUGCCAAGGAUCACUUCAAGCUGUCCAAUGCCUCCAAGGCUCGGAUCGUUGACUUGGCAUUGACGGCAGAUGUGACUGUCAAUGAUUACCCUGACACCCUCCUGCUGUGCUUGGACGAAGAGGGCAACAUCACCAUCUUUGAGCUGGAGGUCGUGGAAGCCGGCAGCAGCGGCACAGAGCGAACGCGCUGGUUGGAAGUGGCCCUGCGAGAGGUGGACAUGCCCCAGCGGGUCAUCCUGCAGCCGCAGGACAGCCGGUGGUUCGUGACCAUUCACGCUUCCAGCCUGAGACUAUGGUCGUUGCCUCAAAUCAAACAGGAGAUUUCGAUGGGUACUACCUUGCAUCCAACUGCGCCGCAGCUGCAGCGAUGCUGCUGUAGCGUCCCUCUACCGGCUCCAGCGCAUGACGUUGCCUUCUCCAUUGAUGGCACGUGCCUGCUGGCACUCACAAAGGGCAGCCUCAUGGUGUGGAAACGCCAGGAAAGCGAGCGUCCAGGUCUGCAGCUCAUCCAGCAGUUGGCCAUCCAAAGUGAUGAGGACUUCCCCGAGCAUCCCGAGAUGUUGCGCUUUGUUGGCACCAAAGAUGUUCAGGCCUUGGUGCUGGCAUCGGCCAGUGGUUGCGACCUCCGGGUCUACAGCUUCAGUCCAAGAAGCCCUUCGCCCGUGGGACCCUUGAUGCAAUUACUUCGCUUGGCUCCUGCAGGUUCCAGCGCCAUUGCACGCUUGGAGGUGGACAAAACCGAGCACCGCACGCUGGCCGCGAGCUUCACGAACCGCAAUUGCUUCAUAUUGCUGCCGCUGGUCCAGGGCUGGUCGACUUCCUCCAGGAUCGCUUUUCCUUUCGCCCAGCGUUUUGGAGCUUGUGCACCUUGUAGCCAUCAUGCUCUCAUGACAGCGCUUUCGCUGAAGAAGACAAUCAAGGAUUUGUUCCUCUAUCGAGCGACUCGCGCGGUCGAUCAGGAUGGAAAAUGGAAUAUUGUGGUCCACCAACUUCCAGAAAAUAUGGUGCGACCGCAGGAGGCAAAGCUCAAAGUGGAAGUCAAGCCUCCAGAGCAGAAACUCAAAGUGGAAGUCAAGCCUCCAGAGCAGAAGACCCCGGAGGAGCAGUCUCCAGAGGUAUCUCCACAGGUGAACGGCUUCAAAGGCCAUGAUGAGGGCGAGGAGGCCGAAGAACCUGAGGCGGCUGCGAGCAGCUCUGCGCAAAAACAUGAUGUGGUGGACAAAGAGUUCGUGAAACAGAUCGCUGCAUCCUUUGUCAAGGGACUCGAGAAGAGGAAGGCAGACUUGGCGGAAAGGAUUGUCUCCGAGGUAGCGAAGAGCCGCGGGAAGUCUGGCAUGGAGAAUGAGGUGCUCAACCAGGUGCUGGCCAAGGUCAAGGAAGUGCGUGAGGUGCAAGCUGCCAGCGAGAAGAGUCUGCAGGCAGCGGCGAGACAGGCCAGCGAUGCAUGGGCAGAGACGUCUGCGGCGAGCAUGGCUUCUCAGCUGUCCAAGGAAUUCGGAAAGAUCUCAGAUGGUGUGGCUGCCACUUUGGCCAAAGAGUUGGCUCAGUCCAGAAAGUUCUGCGAGGCUCUGGCUCGAGGAGUGCAAAAAUCCCAAGCUGCUGCAACGAAACAGGCCCUUGAGGCUUUGCGGCCGCAAGAGAUCCAGGAGUCCUUGGGCUUUGGCGAGUCGCUGGAAGAGACCCUGGCACCUGUCUUCAAGGAAGAGCUCCGUGCGCAUUUCGAGCAAGAACUCGGUCCGCUGAUUGGACUUCGAGUCACGGAAAUGCUGUCUGCCUUCAGGGAGCAGAUGACAGAGUGCCUCAAGGGAAUUGCUGUUGAACAUGAGCAAGCAGCGCUACGACUCGGCAGAGAUCUUGCCCCUGUGGUGGCUGAGGAACUGAAAGAGGUGAAAGACCUGCUGCAGACCUCAGGUAGCUCUGGAAGUCGAAGUCUGUCGGAGGCUGAGCUGGAAGAUCUUUCACGACAGGUAGAAGUGGAGGUCAUUCAACCUCUUCAUGCACGUGUGAAAGAACUCACCAGUCAGGUGAAGGCUCUUCGUGUGGAGGUGGAGCAGCUUCAACGCACUGAAGGGAAGCAACCUUCAAGCCCUGAAGCGGAAGCUUCGCAGGCCAGGGAGCUGCAACAACUCUUCCAGGAGGGUUCUGUGGAGGAUGCCUUUGAGCGUGCUUUGCAGAGACAAGAGCACGCGAGAUAUGUGGACUUCUUGGAGCAACUGUGCUCCCUGGUGCAGCCAGACCAGUGGCUCAAUGAGGAGCCGGCCGGGCUUCACCUUGGUUCGCAGGUGAAGAUGAAGCUGAUGUAUGCCCUUGCGCAGCAGCUUUCUGACAAGUCCCUGGACGAGGGCAUCUUCCACAGCAAGGUGGAAUGGAUCAAUGAACUUUGGUUGGGUCUCGACCUUGGCGACAAGGCCCUGCAAGCCAAAGACCUUUGUACAAAGAUGAUCGAGGCUCUUGAGCGCGCUGAGGGCCCCGGGAGGGAGCAGGCGCUCCGUAAGCUCAAGAGGACGCUGCAACAAGCGGCCAAGAUGUUAGAACGUGACUAGUGAUCCUCCUCCGGGAAGGUUUGGCCUGAAUGAUGGGCCUCGCACGAUACGAAG